Chiloscyllium plagiosum (whitespotted bambooshark) is the source of this 10926-nucleotide messenger RNA. NCBI's taxonomy places the organism in Eukaryota, Metazoa, Chordata, Chondrichthyes, Orectolobiformes, Hemiscylliidae. The record is from RefSeq and is a predicted model, not a curated record.
AAAUGAUGGGAAUUUCAGCUUCCGGUUGUGCUGUUGCUUUUUUUUAAAAAAACCUUUCUUCCUCCUCCUCGUGCUUGCAUUGAUGGUCUAAAUGGGUAUUGUGGGUAUAGAAAUGAGCCAAAGCCGGAACGAGCGGAGGUUAAAGGAUCUGCUACAACUUUUAAACUUUAAGAAUCCCGGGGAAACAGCAUAAAGACUAUUUUUUUUAAAACUUACUCAUUUUGAAGUAAUCACUCUGUUCACGAUUCAAAAUGCCUUAAAUACAUGGGCAAGAAUGCUAAACUGGAAAGAAAAACGGACAUUGGAAUUCCUCGCUGAAUUGCGUCCUAGGGACUACUGAUUGCAAACAUGGUGUUACAAAAUAUAUUGACUGAAAAUUAUAUCUUUAUCCCGGUACUUCUCCGGUAAUCUUUGCAUUAAAGUACAUGUCUAGUCAACUGCUUUGCCUUAAUCCUACUUACAUGUCACCAUGAUUAAAAUAUUGAGGUUUGCAUUACAUGUAAUUUUGCAAAUUUCUUCUGUGAGUUUAUGUGCAUGAAGGCAGCAAAACACAUAUGCACUAGGAUUUGCAAACCUGGUAAUCCUUUGUAUACAUUUUGUUUGUCGCCAUAAAAUCUUUGCUGAGAAUAUUACUUAUUAUAUAUACAUACUUUUAAAAAGAGACUAAAAGGGAAUACCGCGACGCUUUAAAGCGGUGAUUUCACGAAAACCAACCUAUUUCUGUGGAAAAAAUACCUCUGGGUUAUGCUUUGUCCGGCGCUUGGACAUGUUGUGCUUUUAAUGUUAUUCUGAUUGAAAACAUCGAAAAUGAAAUGUAUCUUUAAUCUAGAGAUUUUCUGCAUACAACAUUUUUCGCCACUUUGGAUUGUAAAUGUAUAACUGAUUUUCGAGAUCGAGAAUGAAUUCCCUUUGUUUCUGCCUUGCUGCCCUCGAACCCAACAACGGCAUGUUUGGAAAUGGCUUACCUUCUGCGCUUUAAAAUCGACAAAAGUGUUUCCGUGCAUAUUAGAUCUCAGAAGCUCUUCAACGAUAGCUAUAAAUAAGCAACCUGUGUUUAAUACACCAUAUAUUUUCUUAAUCUUGUUGUUUCAUUAAGGACUGCCUUGCCGAGCACGUUGUUGCAGUAUGUAGACCCCCGCCUUCUGAAUCGGUUACGUUACGACCCUCUAGUCCAUCCUAAUUCUGCUGCUGCCAGUCGAAUUGAAUGUCGAACUUUCAAAGGAAGUGGCCUACAACUCCAAUAAGAGCCCAGAAAAUAAAUUAUUUUCCUCCAAAUUUACUUUUUCUCAUGUUGCUUUGAGCAAUGCAGUUGUGUUUAUUUGAUUUAAAUAAACGCGUUUUAAGCAUUAGUAAUGAAAACGAAAUCACCAAGGGUCUGCCCACAAGUCCCAGUAAUCUUGUUGCCAACAUGUUGUCUUGUUUCUGUUUCUUAGAAGACACUUUCAGCAAUCUGCAUUAAAAACCCUGGGCAAAGUUUAAAUCUGUAUGGAAUUGUGAAUUCAACCCGGAAAAAACAAACUAUACUUACCAGUAAAUACUCUCUGAAACUACGGAAAUGGUUUGCACUGCUUUCCCACAAUUUACUCAAAGUGGAAAUAAUUUCAUAUUUUAAUUCCAAAUCUGCAUCUCCAUAAGCACAUGGCAGAUUUAGAAAUAAGGUUGAAAUUUGUUUUAAUCAUAAUCAACAACUUUGUUUUUGUAAUUGCUGGUUAUUGCACAACCACAAGGUAAUUGUACUCCAAAUUGCGUCUUUUAAAAAUGCAAUUACGUUUGAAUUUUAUAACCUGAUUAGGAUUUUCAAUGAUAACAAGCUACGCUUUUGCAAUACUACAAAUAGAAAUAUAAUUUCAGUCAUUGUUUUCAUCUGUUAGCAUAGCAAAAUUGCAUAGCAAAACUACUUGUAAGUUUUAUAAAACAUUUUUCAGUUCAUGUACGGCAACAUCGCAUUGUUAGUUAAAAACUAUUUCAAUCCAUUGAAGUACUUGCAUCCCCUAACUUGAUUGGUGAAUGCAGGUUUCUAAAGAAACAUUUCAGUUUUUAAAUAGACAACAGAGAACAUGUUGAAUCCUCACCAGAUUUACUAUUUAUGAUAUUAUCUACUUCUGACCAAGUGACUAGAGCUAUUUCUUAUGUAAUUUAACCGAUUUAUACUACAUUCAAAUUUGAGUCAAGCUAAACCAUGAUCUUGUUUUAUUUUUAUUAUGAUCGCUUGGUUUACCAGAAAAGUCUAAAUUUCUACUUUAUUUCUCUUGCUGCCUAUUACUUGAAUAUUGAUACUUGCAAGGGAGGAAUAUAGUCCCUCUUUAGCUGCUUUUCUUGCUUAACUAUUAUCAGUAAGAAAGGGCGUCCUUUCUUUUUAGCAGAAUGCACACUCUUAUGGUCUGUCGAGAACAAAGCCUCCCCAGCCCCCCUUUGCAUGUUCAAUGCUUUGCAAAUUUAGAAAGGCUGCAUUGAGUUCGGGAUAGGUCAGGGGGCAGGAGAGGGGUAGAAAGGUCAACACAUUUUGAUUAUGGGUCAGUAGACAAUUGGCAUACAGUCUAUAUGCAAGUAAAAUAGAAUAAAUUCCUGUUGGAAAUCCAUCCUGGACCAUUGAAAUCACAGUUGCCAUUUAGUUUUCAACUAACUAAAAAUUACUUUUUGGCAGGUUUUCACUGAUAAAGUGGUAACAAAAAACUGCUAAAUUCCUGAUGAAUUCGCAGAAAAACAAAGCAAUAUGUAAAUAUUCGGGGCAACUGAUACAUUUAUAAAGUGUCACUUUUCACAGUGUUUAUAUUUUAUCACAGAGUGAUGCAGCAUCACACGCAGUAAGACAAGUUGUUUUUGUAACAAUAUGCCAUUCCAGCCGACCCUCUUACAAUACUUUUUAAGUAAACAGGAUUGGUGAAAACUUAGAUGUCUCUGGGAAAAAAUAUACAAUAUUAACCUGCAUGUUGGUGCCAUACAGUUUGAAUAGUUCUCAUGUACUAACCCACAAAUGUUCUCUGUAUUCUAUGCAAUAUUAAAAUGUUCUUUACUAUUAAUUGUGAAUUUACAGAUUGUUCUGAUUUGAUUAUUAGUCGGGACUUUUUGCCCAGAGAUAAAGAAGUCUCCUUACUUCGCUAAACUGUAUAAUUAAAAUGUUCGCUUUUCCAUCUUAUCAAUGUUAUAAAUUGUGAUUGUCUAAUCUUGUAAACUGUAGUAUAUGCUAAAUAUCGUACUUUCUUAAGUACAGCUUUCAAUGAUACAGCUGAUUUCAUGGUUGUAACAUGCUUGUUUUGAUUAAUAUUUUUUUUGACUAAGGAGGGAAGCAAGAAGUCAUUCUGCAAGUGUGUGAGUUGUGCCUCUUUCUGCUCAUGGAGAGUAAGUAAAAGAUUGAGGCCUCUGAUGAAAAAAAUAACCAUUACAUUAUACGAACUUAAACAGGCUACGAUGCUUUUAUUUAUUUCGGGGUAAAAUUGAUAAAUAGGAUUUGUUGACAAGUCAGAUCCAAGCUAUUAAUAAAUUAUUUCAUCCAAACACAGAUGAGAGUUGGAGUAUAAAAUAAGCUUAUGACGCUCUACUGUCCGUAGUAGUUUAGAAAUAGAUCUAUUUAAUCAGAGCAACUGUAUUUAUCGCAUAAAUAUGAAACACUUCCAAAUUCCAUUUUGUGAGUGAAAAUCACGUUUGAUUAUUUACACUGCUGCUGGAAUAUUUAUCUCAUUUGUCAGUUUUAUUUAUGUAAGCAGUUUCUACUUCUCUUUUGUCCCGACGUGCAGACAAAAAAAAAUUAGUAAGAGUGGGUUUGGGGUUGCAGGAUAUCUGAGUAAAGUAAAUUCAUGCCUCAAAAUUAUCUAAUGUUGCUACUCCCAAUUAUAUUUAUUCGCACUGUAAGUUUAAUGUAUCAAAAGGGGAAUCAUAUGUUUCUCUGGGAAUCACCUACUAUUGUAAUUAGAACAAUCAUUGUUGUUCUAUGAAGGAUGCUGCUGUCGCUGGGAUCAAAUCAUUUACAAUGGUCUUAGAUUUGAUUAAAAUGACAGGCAGCCACCUUGCUGUGCUAUCUCGCUGUUAUCAAUUCAGACAUCUCGACGUUGGAUAAAAAUACAUAAAACCCCUGUGUGUGGUAAUAUAAAUACAUUGGUGUGUAUCCCUUAUAUUCAAGGAUUUUUACUCCUGCUCUUCUAUGAUGUAUGUUGGUAGCUAGUGACAAAAAACAGCUCGCCACAUAAAUCCAUCCGGAGGCAACCUGCCUCUCGUGUGUUUAUAGAAGGGCCUCGAAAAGCCUCUCUUCAGAUUCAACCCCUUGUUCCUAAAUAGCCUGGGAUAUACGACGUUCAGUGAUGUGCAAGAGCGACCUGUCAUUUUCUGUCAAAUAUUGAUGAUGAAAAAAAAACUGAUGACAGAAUUAAACCGCAAAAAAUGGUCGUAUAAAAUGCAAGUAAUGACAGUAAUUGUUUAGUAAUUUUAUGAAUUAUACACAGAAAUUAUUAAAUAUGCCUUCGUUGUUAUCAUUUUAGCAUAUACAUGAGUUCCCCAAAUGCCUUGCGUGCCCCACAUGGACGGCCAUUACACGUUUGCCCUUAUGGUCCCCAUAAUCCAGUUUUAUACAUUACAUCAGCUAGCAUAAAUUUAAAGCGAUUUGAUGAUUAUUCCAUUGUACUGUCUGUGUAGAAUAUUAAACAAUGGCAAAAGCCAUAUGUGCGUAGGAUUGCCUCUACAUUUUCUGUUGAGUCUUGUAACACAUCGUGCAAAUCCUAAUCAAGAAUUCCUUUAAGAAUGAUCAAUAUAUGUUUAUGGUGAUGAAGGCCGAACUGUAAGGAUGACCUAUACUUGGACGAGGCACAACUAUUGUGAUUGACUCUCUGUUUUGACACAUUUUAUGAUACUGUGAACCUAAGAAUUCAUACAAACUAAGAACCGUUUAAGCGGAAGGCUAAUAAAGAAGCAUUAAAGAUCUGCUUGUCGUCAGCAAUAAUGGCAAUGAUGCGUUGUCUAGUGCAUUGACCAUUAAAUGAAGUUUGAUUGUAGAAAUAACUAGCUUCCUUUCAUCGCUUCACUAACCCAUCGCCCCUUUCUGCAGUUUAGUACUGUUGCGCUGCAAAUAACGCUUCUGUUCUGUCUAAUAUAAACUGGGUCACACUAUUUUUUCAGACUUUCUGUUAGAUAGCUUCUAAGUUUGUGUAGACUUUCCAUGGCGAUCUAUAAUGUGCAGUAUUCAGCUUUGCACUUUGAGAAUAGUAGUGGUAGUUUUGCAUAACGUUUCCUAUAUACCGAGUCAAAGCGCUCAAAUGCCGUACAAGAUUUUUACACGCUGCUUGUAAUCGACUGCCUUUAUGCUUAAACUGCCUGGUCAGAAGAGCUUCAAAAAGAUUAAGUUAUUAAGAUAUUCAAUCACUGUUCUGAGUUGCUUUUUCUUCAUUAUGGUAAAACGUAAAGUUUAACGUUGUUGCGGACGUCUUCAUGGCAGUUUCCAGAUACCUGCUUCUCCGAUAGCGAGGUGGCCAUUGUGAAAACGGAUGUCUAUGAAAAACAUAAAGUCCGUGUGAUUCACCCAGCCUGUUUCCAACCAGUGGAGGGGAGAAACUUGUAAUCUGUCUUUAAUUUAUUAUCAUAUGUUUAGUUACGUGAGACAUACAUGUUAUGAUACCAAGUUUAUACAUCCUUGAUGUAGAUGAUAUGCUAAUCUGCCGUGUGAACUGCGAGGAAGUUCACUAGUCUCAUUCAGUGAAAGGAGACUGUUGCAAUACCAUUUUUAUCACAUGGAGAUCUUUGUAUGUGUGUGAGAAGAAAUGCUAGCGUGCAUUUAAAAGUACAAUUUUCUUCCUUCGGAAAAGUAAAGCGAAUUUAAAAUUAGUAUUUUUAAUACGUAUAUUCUGCAAUGCCUCUCGACUACGGCAAUCAGAAAGUUCCAGCUAACACCAGGUUGUCUGUUAUCGGCUUAAUUCUAUGGGCGCAGUUUUUUACGUCUUGAAGAAUGAGAAAAUAAGCCUAGUUGUAGACGCUCGUCCAGCAUUAAUAUCAUACGCUGUGCCCAAGCAAGAUUGCUAAUUCAGUCUGCAAACAGCAUUUUAACAGGAAAAUGUUAUAUAUGCGAUUAUGUACUUUGGAAUUCUGUUCUAUACUGAAUACGUAGAUGUUUGAUUCCUUACAAAUUGUUAAACACGUGUUGAUAAAUGCUGAAAGCAAAUAUGGGAUAAAUAAACAUUCAAUGUGUCUAAGAACAACAUUCAAUCUUGAGCUGUCUUUAGUACAAACUCUAUGCUGAAUAUGGAAAGAUAAUUUUCUCCUUAAGGAUAAAAUGCAGUUUAUAUUAAAAUGCAAAAUGUUAUUAAUAUCUUUCUCAUGGAAUAUAACUGGAACUUUUUGACUUAAAGAAUGCCCCCGAAAGCGUAUGUGAGGUUGCCUUUCUUCAAAUAAAUACAAUGUGCGCAUCAAAUAUUUUGCAUCUAUAGCACUGACCUAAAAAAAGUGGAAAGUCGAGGGUAAAACUAUAAAGCGCAUGCUCCUUUUGUAUACAAUUAUAUCUGCGAUAUCGGAAGGCAGAAGAAAUAAAUGUAUAAAAUAAACCAGGUAGCUUGCGGCUGCUAAAGCGCUUUUUUUGGAUGAUGUUUUGUCGGGGGAGGGGAGGGUGGGCGAUGGGAUGUGGGAGGGGGUUGGGGGAGGUGGUGUGUGUAUAUUAAAGAUUUGCAUACUAACUGUAUUUACUUCAGCAAGAGGGUGGGAGUAUAAGGGUAUGCUAAUUAGUGGGGGAUUUUUGGGAGGGGGUGGAAUAUCAAUUUUUAUUGCAUCACCUGUCAGUGACAUCCAAUCAGAGCUGGCUUUAGGGGAAUUAAUUGAUGAAGGUGUCUCCCGGCGAACUCACUUCACUCUGUCAUCUUAUUUGUGGGAGAAGCAGCGGCGGGAAUAGCAGCUGCAUUUUUUCUCUCUCUCCUUCCAUUCUGUCUUGUACAGUACAUCCAUGAGUAUUUGGGAAAAUUAAAGAGUGCAGGUACAACAAUACGCAUCUAUAACUUGAAAAUUAAGCUUCAUAUAAAGAACACGUGAUAUCGCUUUUUUUAAAAACAAUGAAAAUAUACCAUGUUAUGUAUUGAAUAUCUCCCAAAGUUUUUUUUUUGAUCAGCUGAAUCAGAAACAGUAAUAAUAUGUGUUUUUAAACAGGAUGCCAUGAGGAAUGUCGAAUUCCGCAGUCGAUGUUUUUGUCCAGCGAAUGUGGGACAAAAUUCAGGUAGCGAGAUGGGAGACUUGGAAUCGGGUUAUGAAGAAGUGGAUGGUGUGAGACUUGGCUAUCUUAUAAUUAAGGGAAAACAAAUGUUUGCGCUUUCCCAAGUAUUUACAAAUCUGCUGAAAAACAUACCCAGGACAACAGUGCACAAAAGGAUGGACCAUCUUAACGUGAAGAAACAUCAUUGCGAUUUGGAAGAAUUAAGAAAACUCAAGGCAAUAAAUUCUAUUGCUUUUCAUGCAGCUAAAUGCACUCUCAUUUCACGGGAGGACGUUGAAGCCCUGUACACUUCGUGCAAAACUGAACGGGUUCUUAAGACUAAGAGGAGAAAAAUAAACGGGACAUUGUUAUCAACCGAACUCAACCAGGAGAAAACCCCUACUGAUCGCUGCGCGAGUAUUUUGAAAGAGAACAAAGUUUGGUUGACUUUGAAUGGAAACCCCCAGCCUCUGGCUGGAAUGAACAGGGCUUUGCGAGGAGACGGCAGUUCGCUACCGGCCUCCAAUCUACCUCAAUUCUACAGUAAAUUUACCAGCCACAGUUACACUGAAAUGAUCCGAUCACAUUGCAAAAUCCCCCAAAACUACGAAACUGCGGAAAUAUCGAGCAACUGUGUAGCAUUUCACACCAAUCACUCCUUAUUUCGGAGCAUGAUUUGCAGGCAUCCAGUGUUUUACCAAUCCGCCAUCGCCUAUUACCCUAAGUCUCCAAACGCUACCGGCUUGACGUAUUACUUCAGGCGCAAAAGUUCGUGUGAAAUCACUCAAAAACAUUUAGGGAGUUCAAGCACCGCCAAGCGAGUCUUGCUGGCGGCAGCUGCUCCUAAAUCUUGCAAAGCGAAAGGAGACUCCGAGUGCCUGAAUACAUUUCACGUUGCCAACGGACUGCAGUGCAACCAGGGGCCCUCGCAGGAAAGCUGCAGCAGCGAUUCAGAGUCGAGCUCUUUUUCGGGUCGCGCAGAUAACGACUCGGACUUUGGGUCAAGUUUGUCGAGUUCCAGCAACUCGGCUUCUUCCGACGAAGAGGACGACUCGGUGUCUGACUCUUCCGACGUGAGCUCGGCCAGUGACGAAGAUACUUCGUCCGAAUCUGAUUCCAGCUCCGUCUCCAGCCAAGUUUCUGUUCAAAGCAUACGAUUCAGGCGCACCAGUUUCUCGAGCAUCUGCAGCAAACCUCUCGUCUUAACGCAGCCGAGUUUCCACUACCAGUUCCAAGCGAAAAGCAAUAAUGUCGUGUAUGAAACAGCCAGUACCGAUCUCCUGGAAGGAAGAACUUCCCAUUGUAAUUUAAAGUCCGCGACUAUUGUUAAGAGAAACGAGCAGAACUGGACUAUUAAGGCGCAUAACGUAUGCUGCUCAACUGGCUAUGGAAGUUGCCUUGCCGAGAUAAACAAUGAUAGAAUAUCUGAGUUUGCAUUCCCGCAUUCCGAAAUUUCCCAUUAUCUAAAGAGGACUGAAUCGACAAUUAACUGUGCGAAAGAAGGGGGCCCUGCGCCUACUAACCCAAAGGGAAACACCGAGUUUCCACAACAAAGAACAUUAACAGAAUCAAAUAAAUGCCUUGGAGCAUCUAUAGCACACUGUGCAGAAGAAAACAAGGUGACAAUAGUUUCCGAGCCUGCAGACAAUGAUUCUUCAUUAGCAGCAAAUGCAGAGAUAGAACCGAAUACCGGCAAUUUCAUCGCACUGUCCUCAACCUUCCAGAGUGUAAACACGGACAGAAGUCAGGGCCCCGCCGUCCGCAUCCACAGCGACAAUGCACACAUGGGGAAAGCAGUUAUGCACAAUAUUACAGUAAAAUUAGAAGAAAAUAGCUGUGACGAAGAGUAUGAAUAUGUGCCCCAACAGCCUAGAAAGAAACUCAAGUAUGCGUGCAAUGUAUCGAAGCGAGCAGAGGCCACUUUAAGAGAAAAUAAAAUACGAGACUGUUUUUCGACAAAAGCAAAGGAAAGCCAUGUGUGCACUGAAACGGCCACCUCUUCCCAAAACGCUUCCAGACCAAGAGAAGACCUUCAACGCACUUUAAACAUUCCAGUAUUAGAGGACUGCGAAUUCCGAAAUGGUGCAAGAAUAAGAAGGAAUUACAGGACUUUAGUGUUGGGGAAACAGCACACUUUGCAAAACUCGUCAGUAAAAACAAUUGUGAAAUCAGAGAAUCCGCGUCUUACAGGUAAAACAGAUGUGCAUGAAGGAACACUAGAAGAAUUUGCUGGUUCAAAUAAACGUAAACGCAUAGCCAAUGGUGUAGCAUCCACGGUGAAAAGGCCAUUUAAUUUCAUGGCAAAUUUUCCCUCUCCACCGUCACUAAUUAUUGGCAACGAUGGGGAUUUGUGCCCUGCGUAUUCACUGAACUCUACUAAGGAUCCCGAAGCACCUCAGAAGGCCCAUCCCGUGUGGAAAUGGCAGAUGGGUGGUGCUGUAAUACCUCUCCCGCCUAGCCAUAAAUUCAGACGAUUUAACUUAUGAAAGAGAUAUUUUGGAUAAGGAGGCUUCUGUCUGUGCAAAUUUAUAUUAAAAAGUACUUUCCUGUUUUCUUUGUAAUGAGCCAUGACCGGAUAUUAAGUCUCGACAUACAACAAAUUUUCAUAUUGGAAUAUUGUUUAAAGACAUAAACCCCUUCGUGUGGAUUAUUCUUUUAAUUGACCAAACACUGCUAUCUACUGACCGAGGCAUUCCACACUACACUUUCUGAAAUACUAAUGUCACUUUGAGAUUGUUUAACGGUGGUUUUCAAGCAAUUUAAUCAACAUUGUUUCAAUAUUCGAAUUAUAAGUCAGUCCCUCCACAAGGUUACUGCACACUGUACGUCAGAAGUCGACAUAGUGAAAUGUUAGAAAUGAGCCAUUAAAUUUAUGCACUACAGUUUUAAAUCGCAAAUGACUUGAUGUUUUGCCUGAAUGAUUGAUUAUUACUGUAUUGGAUUCAUGGCAAAUUAUGAAUGUGUGUUUAACUUAAAAAAGAAAAAAAAUGUACUUUCAUCUGACUCAAUAUGGCCGUCAUUCUAUAUAAAAUAUGCUUUUAUCUUGAAAGAGUCCAUAUCAUUGAUGUUUAGAUAGAUAAGCGCAAGCAGGUUACUGAUUUCAAUGCUUUGUUGUCUUUAGUUCUUAAAUGUAAAAUAAUUGUUUUCAAUGUUCAUUAUUGGAACUGUGAGAAUAGCUACAAAAUUAGCCCUAGCUGUAGUGCUUGUCUAUCAUAAGUGUUUCAUCUAACUUCGUACAGACUUACACAGAAGUAACUAAGAUAAAACAAGCAUUAAAAAACUGAUUAGAGAAUGAAUACAAAGCAGAAUCAAUCAACAGUCAAGGAUUUUUAGUUUUGAUGACCAUUACAUUUUAGCAUUUAAUUUGAAAACAAGGAAUAAAUAAUACAGGCACAUGGCUCACCAUGUAACUUCCAGUUUGAAGACUUUACACAAGAGCAAGAAACUAAACUCAUUCUGCUUGUGAUGCAGGUAGCAUAGGUUCAACAAACAUACCAGGAAUGCUGCAACUGACAAUCAGUCAUCCAGAUUUACAUUUACACAAAAAGACAGAAGCUCAAAAAAAUGCAAACUGCAUUACAAAGAAAUGGGUGAGAUAUUGUUUAUUAAUGUAGUCAGGAGUUUGCUUACUCCAUAAAGUCUAGAGUGUUUGCACUGUUAGUAUUAUAUAAUUUAGACUUGCUUUGAAAAUAAUCGUAAGUAAUUUAGAUGUAGCUGAAAUACAUUUGAUUAAUUUUUCUAGAAUCUAAUAAGUUAUUAUUUACACAUUG